UCUUUCUGGUGUGUUCGAUUGUUUUAUUUUUGUUACAGUCGGAAUAUUUUUCAUUCUUUUAUAAAAUAUAGCAAUGUCUUAUGAUAAAGUGAUUGAGUUUACAGCCGCUGUUCGUGGGUACCAUUAUUACCACAGGUUUUGGAAACCAGAACCUUCACAAAAGUUGAACUGUGUCUUUGAAGAAAAGGGUAAGUAACCCAUUCGACCCGUUUGCCAUAAAAGUAUGUGAAAUUGGAAAAACUGCAGCUGUCGGACAUCUUCGAAAGAAAUUUCAGAAUUGGCAGAGGAGUGAAACAACUAUCGUCAUUGAUUAGUAUUUAAGUUGUAUGAUUUUCUUAUUAUUUUUUGUUUACAUGGAAGUUAUUAUUUCCGUAUGACAUUCUACAUCAUGGUUAUGUCUCUUGAAAGAAAGUCUAGAUUAACAGCUUUAACGAUUCAUUCUUUAAUUCAGUCUUUUGGAUGCAGCAUUUGUUUAAAUCAUAAUCUGGUCUGUUACGCCACUCCGAAAAAUAUUACUCACAUUUGGCAAGCGCAAAAGUUUUUCCCGCAAAAAGGAUUAAUUUUCACGAACCGCAAAAGUUAAUUCUAGCAAAAUGCAAAAUUUUGCGAUUCAUCCGAACCACAAAACUUUCUUCCUUUAAAAUAAUGUGAUUUUAAUUAUGCUUUAUUCUCUAUGUUCAUUUCUCUUUGAAGUAGCUCUUAAUUUAAAGUUCUUUUUGCAAGCUUCUGUGUAGCAGAGAUAGUUUAAAAUCAACCUAGAAAUAAUUUAUCUACAAAAAAAUUUUUUUUUUACUUAUGUUGUUUGGGGUAUCUGUGUAGUAUGAAUGGGAAGAUAUCGUCAAGGUUAAUAACACAUUGUCCAGAAAAGGAUACUGAUGGACAUUUGCCAAUGACAACAAUUGAAAUUUAUUGCUUUGUAUAUUAAAUUUAUCUUUUUUCUUUAAGAAGCCUUCUGCUGCUUUAGAUUCAUAUUUUAAGCAUGUGUAUACUGCAAUACUUUAAAUGCUCGAUUAAACGCCCAAUCUCAAAUAAGCGUCUACAUGUCACAAUGUUUAUUUAGGAAGCUCUCUAUUAUUUAAUUGACAUAGAGAAACCAUAAAAAUUUUUAUUCAGAGACAUAUUAUUUAUACCUGUACAUCUUCUGUUUUUAAAUUUUAUGAUUUUACAUUUCCUUAAAAGAAAGCUGUGUAGCAUAAAAGUAUUUUUUUUAACUACCCCUCUUAAACCAGCACCCGCCCUAAAAGUCAUGCAUGCUAUUAACAUAUAGACCUAUUUAGAUGUUAGAUAAUUAAUCCUCUUUGUAUCGUUAUUAUGAAGAUUUUGAUUAUGAAGUUGAUUUAUCGAAUACCUGUGAUUAUUUUUGUUACUUGUAUUUUGCUGCUCACAUACAUGAUGAUGACACCUGAGGAAUAUCAAAGCAUAUUUCAUUGGUAUAAAAAGGAUGUGAGUAAAGAUGAAAGUCAAGUUGAAGACAACAAACAGCAAAACACGGAGGAGGUUGAGGUACAUAAUCAACAACACUUAUCUGAUGCAAUAAAGUUAGAUCAAGAAUUUAAUGAAUUCUUAAAGUUAACUACCCAUAAACCUAUAAAAAGUAAAAUUACGAGAAAAAAAGGCAGAAAUACUAAACACCAAAACAUACGAACGAACGACCACCCCAUAACUCAGAACAAUAACAUACGGAGUGAUGAUAGAGCUAUAGAGAGGGAGUUUCCCUACAUAAUACUGCCGAACGAAGAGAAAAAAAGUGUAGAUAAGAAUAAAAAGCUUAUAUUAAUAUACACAGCUCUGCAUAGAUCAGAAGAAUGGUACAACUUGCCACAAAGUAAACUAAAAGGAUAUCUUAAAAGAACGAAAUGCAAAACAAGUAACUGCCGUGUUACCUACGACAAAGAUUUGUUUUCGAAAGCAGACGCUGUAAUUUUUCAUGAGCGUAAUAUGCUAAGCAUAGGUCUGUUAAAUCGACUUUCGUCACGGAGGUAUCGACCAAGGUCUCAGCGAUGGAUAUUUUUUACAUCAGAAACUCCAAAGAACACUGAAGAUGGGGUUAUCCCAUACAAUGGGUUUUUUAACUGGACUAUGACUUAUAAGAAAGACAGUGAUAUAUAUCUGCCAUAUUUGCAGUACCGAAAACUAAAGAAAAAAGCGCGACGUCCUGAUCCCAAUUUCAAUUAUGCGAAAGGAAAGAGCCGUACAAUUGCAUGGUUAGUUGGAAAUUGUGAUUUUGAAUUUCGUAUGGAGUUUGUGCACGCUCUGGAGCAAUUCACCAGUGUCUAUGUCGGCGGCUAUUGUCGAGAUGACUUUCGAAAUAAAAUCAUCUGCACAAGAUGGUGUAACCAAAGUGUUUUGGAUGACUAUAAGUUUUACUUGUCCUUAGAAAACGGCAUAUGCACGGACUAUAUUAGUGAAAAGUAUUGGAAAUAUCUAGAACAGGGAUUAGUUCCUAUAGUGUUAGGAGGGGCGAAUUAUAGCGAUCCAAGAUUGGCUAUACCCGGUUCGUUUAUCGACGCCACAAAGUUUAAAUCUGUGAAAGAUCUUGCAGAUUAUAUAAAUUAUCUCGAUCAAAAUGAUACCGCCUAUAAUGAGUAUUUCAAAUGGAAGCAGAAAUACAAAAUAUGGCACCCCUUGGAGGGGGACUGGCCCUUCGAGAGUUACUUUCUGUGUAAGAUAUGCGGAAUGCUGCACCAGAACCUUCCCAUAAAAUUCUACGAUUAUUUAUCUGAUUUUUGGAGUGUAGAAAAUGAUUGUGAAAUUCCCGAGAAGGAAAUGCGCAAACGAAUUAAUUUAACAGGUUAUAACUGGGAAGAUCGUCAUCGUAGGGCAGAAAAGCAAGCACUGAUAGAUGCUGCUCAUAUCCCAAAAGAUUUCGACGAAGAAGAGCACGACAAUGAAUUCAACGACGAGUUUUCUGAUGAUCUUGCUUAAGGAAUACUUUUUCGCUGUCAAUGUUUUUGUAGAAUUUUGAUUUUUUUUCUCCAUUUAUGAGUUGUUAAAUUUAUUUUUACUCAUUGGAUUUAUUUAUAUAUUAAUUUGUGGUGCUACUUGAGGUCUCCGCCUAUUUUUCAGAACCUCUCUUUUACGACAACGUGGCUUACUUGUGUCAACUUUAUGAUCACGGUUCUAAAGCAGCGAUUGCGUUGUUCAUAAUUUUUUAUUUUUUCAAAUUUAUUAUUUAUAGUUUUGUAAAUGAAUAUAAAAAGCGAAAAUUUAUAUAUAUUUAUAGUGAUAGUGUUAAGCUCAAUGGUAAUCGUCAAAAACAGGCUGGAAAUGAAAUAGUUCCAUAUUUCAAACUCAAAGUUUUUCAUCUGCUUCUUAAACACGAAAUAUAAGUGAAGGUUGGAUAAUUCUGAA
Molecule: messenger RNA, 3351 nt
Organism: Hydractinia symbiolongicarpus
Lineage: Eukaryota; Metazoa; Cnidaria; Hydrozoa; Anthoathecata; Hydractiniidae
Product: alpha-(1,3)-fucosyltransferase C-like
Exons: 2
Coding region: 1312-2925 (537 amino acids)
Cellular component (GO): membrane
Molecular function (GO): alpha-(1->3)-fucosyltransferase activity
Source: RefSeq, a predicted model, not a curated record